CCCACCCAUUUUAAUGCUGCAGUACUUGCUCCUUUUUCUACUUCUAACUGCUGUUCAUUGUACAGCAGAGCCUAGCACUCGUAAUUCUUCUAAAUGGAGUCAUUAUAUUCAACAAUACGAGAAUGCUAUCAGUCUGCAGGGUAAUACAAGUCACACCUACACUUGUGGUGGAGAAUAUAUGGGGGUGUUGGAAUCUGAUCUUGGAGUCUGGAGGGAGAGAGGAGGGAUAAAGAGAGAGGAGUUCAUCCAUGCUAAAUCAAAAGGUGUUCAUUAUCAGAUUGUCAAUGGGAAACUCUACAGAGAGAAGGACUGUCUUUUUUCGUUUAGAUGCAAAGGAGUCGAGCACUUUAUUUUAAAUAUCAUCGAGGAUUUACCAAAUAUGGAAUUAAUUAUUAAUGUAUUCGACUAUCCUAAAUCUCAUAAAUAUCAUUCGCCAUUGCCUGUGUUUUCAUUCAGUAAGACGGUACAUUAUUGGGACAUUAUGUAUCCUGCUUGGACGUUUUGGUCAGGAGGUCCGGCAGUGAGCGUUGAGCCAACUGGUCUUGGACGUUGGGACUUGAAACGAAUAUCAAUUACCAAAUCUGCUAAGCAAUGGCCAUGGGAUAAAAAGAAAUCAUUGUUAUUUUUCCGUGGCUCAAGGACAAGUAGCGAGAGAGACUCUUUGAUAUUAUUAUCGAGAGAUAAGCCUCAUCUUGUUGAUGCUGCGUAUACUAAAAAUCAAGCUUGGAGGUCUAGUAAAGUAAUCCUUGCUUUUGCUUAUCAUUGUAAUGCUGCUUUGAUACUCUUAACUUUACAGGAUACGCUAAAUGCUCCACCAGCCGAUGAAGUUAAGCUUGAGGAACACUGCCAAUACAAGUAUUUAGUUAAUUUCCGUGGAGUUGCUGCUAGUUUUCGUUUUAAGCACUUGUUUCUCUGUCAUUCAGUUGUGUUCCAUGUCGGUAAGGAGUGGAUUGAGUUCUUCUACCCUGCACUAAAACCUUGGAUACAUUAUGUACCAUUGACCACAGACACUGUUGACAUACAGGAUAUGAUUGAUUUUGUAAAAGACAACGAUGACAUAGCGAAGAGCAUAGCAGUGAGAGGCUUUGAGUUUGUAUGGAAUAACUUAAGACCCGAAGAUGUAGAGUGCUAUUGGAAAAGAUUGUUAAUUGAAUAUUCUAAACUAUUGCUUUGGACUGUCGAUAAGGAGAGAGAUUACAGUUUGAUAUCUUGAGAAUAAUCAUUGACCCAUGAA
Molecule: messenger RNA, 1234 nt
Organism: Amphimedon queenslandica
Lineage: Eukaryota; Metazoa; Porifera; Demospongiae; Haplosclerida; Niphatidae
Product: protein O-glucosyltransferase 1-like
Exons: 8
Coding region: 14-1213 (399 amino acids)
Biological process (GO): positive regulation of Notch signaling pathway; protein O-linked glycosylation
Cellular component (GO): endomembrane system
Molecular function (GO): UDP-xylosyltransferase activity; UDP-glucosyltransferase activity
Source: RefSeq, a predicted model, not a curated record